AUGCAGUUAGAAUUUGUAGCCGGACCCCUGCAGAGGGAUCAUUACUUCACCCCCGUCACUGGCCUCAGCUUCUUCGACGCCAGGAAUGGUGAGACGUAUCUCCUGGCCGGCGAGGACACGGAGCUGAAGGUAUACGACGGUGAGGGCCGGCUGCGCUGCCAGCUCAAGAUCUUUCGCGCCCAAUCCAUCCACGGCAUCCACGUCGCGGCGGCGGGCGGAGGAAAGGACGGGCAAGGGCAAGGUCGGCGGCAUGUGCUGCUCUGGGGGAACCAAGCCGUGACUGUUGUCCCUGCCGGCGUCAUCGAAGAGCUCAUUCUCGGAGACGAAGGCGAUGCACCACCACCAAUAGAGAUCACUGAGGCCAAGGCUCCGGACUGGAUCUACGACGGCGUCAUCUCGCCCGAGGACCCCGACCGCGGCGUGCUGAUCACGGCGCACAACGAGGUCCUCGAGUUCUGCAUCGGGAACGACGACGACAGGACGAUCUCGUUCGGCCGCCUCGUGUCGCCGUCCCGGCCGAUCUUGUACUCGGCGAACUUGACUUGGAUAUCUGGGACCUCCGUGCUCGUGGCUGGCGGCACCGCCUUUGGAGAGAUUAUUGUCUGGAAAUGUCACUUCUCCGAUGAUGACGGCGGCGCGGUUGAUGAAGAUGCGGGAAAGUCUUGGUGCGAGGUUCUCUUCGUCUUCACGGGUCACGAAGGCUCCAUCUUCGGAGUGGACAUUUCGCAAGAGAUCGACCUCGGCGAAGGGUGUACGGUGAGGCUGCUCGCUAGCUGUAGUGAUGACAGGACGAUCCGCAUCUGGGACAUCACCGAGAAACCUGGGUCGCCGCGUCUUCAGUAUGACGCCUUUGGCGAAGCAAGGGAAACGGGAUUCGGAGGUGCUGCUGCUACGGCAGCCGCCGCCGCCACAGACCUUACGGCGACGCAGGUCACGUCCAAUGCGCCCCUGGCCAUGAUCAUGGGCCACAUUUCACGCAUUUGGCACGUCAGGUUCUCGCGCGGGGCGCUCGACGAGCUGGCACGGGGCCAUCCCGCGACCGUGUAUUCCUUUGGCGAGGACUCGACGCUGCAGGCUUGGUCUCUCAAGGUUGACGUCGAGCAGUGGCGGCGGAGGUCAAAGUCGGUCGUGGUCGAGGGUGACGAGUCGCCCGUCACUGCAAAGAUCACGUACAAGGAGACAUAUGCCCGCCACGACGGCAAGCACAUCUGGGCCACUGCCGUCACGGGAAAGGCCGACGGGCAGGUACUGGUCGCCACGGGCGGCGCGGACAGCAAGAUUAACCUCUUCUCGGACCGUUCGCGCGCGGCCACCGGCGGUGACGGUGCCGUGUCCAAGGCACAGGAACUGCCGAGCGAACUGCAGACUCUAGUGAUGCGGGACGUGGUCAGCCAGCUGCCGCGGAACCCCGACUUCGCGAUCCCUUUGGAGACCAAGGAGGCAUUCCAGCGUUUCGCGUUCGUCUACGAGGACACCAUCGUUGCGACGAGCACCACCGGCCGUCUCCUAGUCGGCUCCUUUGGACCGGAACUCACGUGGACCCAUAUCGGGACCGACGGGGAGAUGAUGCGCGCACUCAACGCCUGCACGAGCUUGAAGAGCCCGGCACCGGGUCUCGCCCUGAUAGGCACAGCGAAUAAGAAGAUCCUACUCUACCGCGACUCGACCAUCCAGCAGGUCGGCACGGUGCCAGGUAAAGUAGCAGACAUAUUCCCCCUGAGCAGUCCUUCAGCAGAAGCAGAGGCAUCGGAGAAAAAGCUGGAGUUUCUCGUCACCAUGCUGGGGAGCGGGGACGCCAUGCAUAUCCUGACGCUUGACCUCAAUACCUCGGCCGUCACCUCCAUGGUCCCCGUCCCCGAGCUCGACAGCAGAUUCGUCGUCACCGCCGCCUGCCAGAUCAACGACCUCAUCGUCCUUGGCUCACGCCACGGCUACAUGUCCGUCUUCCGCCGUGCGCAAGGCCAGCUCAUCCCGUUCCCGGCACCGGACCGCCGCUCCGGCGACGCCAUUACCUCCAUCAGCAUCUUUCCCACCCAGUCAUCAUCUCCUUCUUCUACGGUGUCUCACAUCAUCACGACGAGCCGCGACGGAAACUACCGCAUCUACGAGCUCUCCCCGUCCGCAAUCCACCUACGCCAUGAGACUGCACCCGCAGCGGUGCCCAACCUCGAAGACGCGUGGCUCUCCGGCGCCGGUGCCGCCGCCGACCUGAUCCUCUGCGGCUUCCGCAGCAAGAACUUUAUCGUAUGGAACGAAGCCCGGCACGAGGAGAUCCUCCGCGUCGACUGCGGCGGCGCGCACCGCGCCUUUGCCUACACCCGGCGAAGCCACGACGACCUUGACAGCGGCAAAGACCACGGCAUGCGCUUUAUCUUCAACAAGGCCGCUACCUUGGGGGUAUACACCCAGUACAACCCCUCCGUCGCCGCCACCUACCAUCGAACACUCAAACGCGGGUCCCACGGCCGCGAGGUCCGCGCCAUUGCAUACUCUGGGCGACGCUACAUCGCCACCGGCGCCGAGGACACAGCGAUCCGCAUCUGGGAGUACACCACUGCCACCGCCGAUCACCCUACAGAGCCCUCCUCCAAAAAGAGACGGGAGCUACGCUGCGUCAAGGUUGUCAAGGUCCACACCGCAGGGCUGCAGGCUCUGAAGUGGCUGGGCGAGCAGCUUCUCUUCAGCUGCAGCGGCAACGAGGAAUUCAUGGUCUGGCGGGCGUGCGAUCUCGGUGAUAGGGGGUUGGGUUUGAUGCGCGAGGCCAUCUUCACGGAUAAGAGCGAAGACGGGGACCUCAGAAUCACGAGUUUCGACGUCGAGGCGUUGGAGCAGGAGGAGGCAAGCACUGGCAUCAGCAGCGUUGCCGUCACCAUGGCCUUCUCCAACUCUUUCGUCAAGACGUACCGGUACACCCCCGGUCAAGGCUUCGAGCUGCUGUUCAAGGGGCAGUACACCGGCGCCUGCCUGACGCAGGCCCGUCAUCUUCGGGUCCGGGAUGGCGUGUUCGACGUCAUCACGGCCGCAACGGACGGGUGUCUCGCGGUCUGGCGGUCCGAGGGCUCCGAGUACGUCCUGCGGCACACCGAGCGGAUCCACCAGAGCAGUAUCAAGGCUCUCGACGUACAUUCCACGUCGGACGAGGACAGGGUUGUGGUCCUCACCGGCGGCGACGACAACGCGUUGGGUAUCGUCACCCUCGUUUCACGCAGCAGCGGGGACGACGACGACAGAACUUUCGAGCCCGUGACGAGAGCCGGGGUCAGGAAAGCGCAUGCGGCGGCCAUCAACGGCCUCACGGUCCUCGGGGCGGCGGGACUUGGCGGGGUAGACUUUGCGACAGUCAGCAACGACCAGCGGGUCAAGAUGUGGCGGCUUGGGUGGCGCGAGGGUGUGGAGGAGGUCACGUUGCUGGCGGACGAGUACAGCGGCGUUGCGGACGCCGGCGAUAUUGAGAUUAUCGGGGAUGGCAAGGUCGCUGUCGGCGGCGUUGGGUUGGAGGUUUGGGAUUGGAGGGACAAGAGUCUGAACUAA
Colletotrichum orchidophilum is the source of this 3531-nucleotide messenger RNA. Its product is annotated as WD domain-containing protein. The record is from RefSeq and is a predicted model, not a curated record. Lineage: Eukaryota; Fungi; Ascomycota; Sordariomycetes; Glomerellales; Glomerellaceae. Gene Ontology annotation, cellular component: cytoplasm. Bases 1 to 3531 code for a protein of 1176 amino acids. Gene Ontology annotation, biological process: tRNA methylation. Gene Ontology annotation, molecular function: protein binding. The transcript is spliced from 2 exons.